This is a messenger RNA of Porites lobata, 18864 nucleotides long. The record is from the annotation of a GenBank genome assembly. Lineage: Eukaryota; Metazoa; Cnidaria; Anthozoa; Scleractinia; Poritidae.
CUGUCCACAACGUGAAACAGAAGAUCAAAUCCGAAAAGAAACGAAAUUCAACAAAUUUGUAAAAAAAGUAUGUCAUAUAAACUAAGCAGCGUGUUGCGUGGCCAUGAGCUAGACGUUAGAGCUGUUUGUCCUGCAGUUUUUCCUGAAGGAGGAAUUAUAACAGCGUCACGGGACAGAACUGCUCGCCUGUGGGUUCCUUGUGGAGACAAACUUGGUUUUGAAGAGGGCCAUGUUCUUAGUGGUCACAGUAAUUUUAUUUCUGCUGUUUGUACGAUUCCUCCCACGGACAAAUUCAAGCAGGGUAUGUUAAUCUUGGUAUAUAAGUAGUUCACAAACUCCUUACAUUCGUCUAGCUGAGGACAUAGUUAAUAAUAGCAUGGAAUGGCUGUUAAUAGUGAACAGAGGAAAAAGUUAAGCUUAGUGUUGAAAGGAAUUUUAACACAUCACAGGCAAUUUCGUAGAAAAAUGUGAGGUUCGACAAAGAAUAUAGAAAAAGUACUUAGUGAUAUUAUGUUUUUUGGUGUAUAAUCUAACAGGAGAGGGUUUCUUUUUCCAAUAUGGCUAAAUACAUUAGACAGGACAGAGUGAAACCUGGGUGAUUUUCUACUGACAUUGUUAUAGAAAUUAUGUAUGAUUAGGAAAGGUAAGCUUAGUGAUAGGUAGAGUAUUAAGUGAUGGAUGGGUAAAGUUUCCUCUGGAAAAAGGUUCUAUGUUUGAGUACCCUUGGUUAAUGAAUUAUGAUCAGGGCUGUCACUUAGUUAGGGUGAGAGGCUGGAAAUUUCCCCUGGCUUCUACAGUUGUAUGGCAUGCUCUCCCCCCCCACUACUUUAAUAGGAAACAAAAGGAAAACAGAACAAACACAACUUCAUAGCUGUUCAAUUCCACACCGCAAUUUUUUUUACCUGGCCGAGUUUAUUACAAAAUGAAAACAAAAUACCAACAUGCCCAUACAUCGCAUGUCAUUGAAAACAUUUCAAACUGCUCAAUGAAUCAUUCUAAGUUUCAAUCUGGUAGCAAAAAGCCUUGGGAAAUUUCAAAGGAAGUUCAAAUGAUUAAACUGCACAAACAUUCAUCUACAAAGUGAAACUGAAUCAACAGCAAUUUUGUCACUGGACUGGUAAGAGAAAUGAUCAUUCUGAUUUUCCUCCUAAAUAUGACUUGAGGGUGAGAGAUCGUCGUUCGACACUUCACAGAUUUCAGCCAAAGAUGAAAGUCGUCAAUUGCAUGCAGUCUACGUGUAAAAUUUUACACACAGUUUCCAAAAUUUUUUGUGUAUUUAUUUUACAUGCCUGUUCCGUGCUUGUAUUACUUGUGUAAUUUCCAUGCAAUAUGGCGGAUUUACAGGCAAGAAACAUGCAUGUAAUGCUGCAAUUCCCGUGGCCUGUGCUGUACUUAUUGUAUGCAUGUAUACCCCGCACCUUGAAAUCUUAGUGAGGGCCCUGAUGAUAGAACAUCAUUUUGAUGUUAUAAGAAAAAUUGUAAGCAACAUUGCAGAGAAUUUUGAUAAAAAUAAUAAUUUAAUACUUAUUUGUCCAAGUUGAUAGGUGGAUAUGAUCAAACUUACAACUGAAGGGGUUAUGGAAAACCUUCAUGCUCACCAUAUCUACUACGGCAUAAUAAUUAUAAAACCUGCCCAUACUGUGUCAAUGAAUAACCCCAAUCACCAACAACCUUAGUGCUAUCUUAAACAGUCAUAAAAAAUUGAAACAAUCAUUCCAUGGUCCAUCAAUAGAGAAUUUAAGAUACCACAACAGUGACAGUGGCAAGAAUGUCUCUUAAAAAUGACUUCGUGCUCUUUGAAACUUCAGUGUGAUUAUCCCAACUUGCUCAUUUUGUGAAGUGUAGGCAAACUCUCCUGGAGUUGAAUUCUCAAGGAAAUAUGCAAGUUCAAAAUGAGAAAGAGAAAUUUUUUGUUGUUUGUUUAUUGCUUUUAGGAUGUUUCCUCUGCUGUCGCCUUUGCGAGAUCUUAAAAUCCCUAACAACAAGUGAUUCUUGUGCCACUUACCAAAAAACAAACCCUUUAAUCCCCACGUGUUUUUACUGUGGUUCUGUUUACCAUCUUGCAUUGUGUAACCCUACAUGAACUAAAUAAAUUAUUUUCCCAGGGCUCAUAGUUACUGGUGGUCAUGACAAUCUUAUUCUUGUGUGGACUUUGGAUACUCUUGGUAAGUUUUAUAAAAAAGUUGUUUGUUUGUUUGCCAAAGUUCACUCAAUUAAGGCAGGAGUAGUUUACCCUGAACUGUGAUGCACCCCUCCCCCCAAGGGUACUCCCUUAUUUGGCCAUGGUGGUUAUGUGACACUAAACAGGGUACAUUGUAUGGUUAUGAGUCUUAAACAGGGUACACAGUCUCUGCGCACACUAUUAAUUUUUGUGUCUUGGACACAGAGUGUUUUUGAACUGGAGGCCUUAUAAAGAGUGUGAAGGUUGGCAUUGUGGGAUCUAAAUGAGUGGUAGCCACAAUAUAUUGCAAAAAGACUCUCAAUUCCAUGAUGUUAGUGCAAAAUGAAAUGAAUCAGACUUUUGAAAGUAGGUCUCUUGUCUUAGACAGGGUAGCGUCACAGGAUACAACCUCAGGGACUGCUGCACUUUUGGAUUUUUCUUUCUGUUGUAGGUAAAAUCUGUUCUCAUGUUAAAUGAUUAUGGCUUAAGGCUAGGAAGCAGUGAAAAUUCCUAAUGAAAUUAGGCUCAUUAUUGGCUUAGCCUGAAAACAGCUUUUACCUACAACAUGCCCUACAGUAACCCCCAAAAUCCCAAAGUUUGAUUUCGACCCAUGUCUCUUUUGCAACCCCAAAUUUUAGAUAGAAAAAUUCUUUGGGGCUUCUUAAGGAUAUUACUCAGUGUUAUCCCCUGGGAACGUCACAACAGUUAUUACAGUGGAACCCCGCCUUAUGAUCACCCUGUUAAUACCACCACCUCGUUAUCGUGACCAUAUUCUUUCGACCCUAACUUUAGAAACACUGGUCAUUUUAUUAUUUUGAAGAUACGGUUGAUUAUUACAACCAAGUUUUUAUUCCCAACAGUGGUCACAUCAACAGAAUUGCACUGCAUAUUAAAGCAUAUUUACACUACCUGACAAUGUGUUGUCCAAAAUGGCUUACAAGAAAAGAAGGAAAUGGAAAAUAUUUAAAUUUGAUAACUACAAUGCUUCUGAUGUCUGUUUAAAGAAUAAAGGUGCUUGCAGUCCACUUUGUUCAAAUCAUUAAAAGUCUAAAGAUAUAUUUGUCACAUAAAAUAUUCCAGUUCUAAAUGGUUGAUAAACAGCAAAAUUAAGAGAUUAUUAUGCAAGCUGCUGAAAUAAUUUUAAAAAUGGAUUGGUGUGUUUACUCAUUUUAUCUCACUUCCAUAAAAAACCAGCUCCAAAAGUCUCACUAAAAGGCUGGUUAUUAAUGUAAGAAAACAUCUUUCAUUCCUGCAGAACCAGUACACAGAUUAGAAGGUCACACCGGAGCUGUUUGUUCCUUGAUUGCAGGAAAGUUUGGGACACUUCUUUCUGGAUCUUGGGACAAGUAGGAAAUAAGACUUUUUUUCACAAUCUUAAGCUAAUUUACACAGUAGUCUUGUUCUUUGCUUAGUUUUCCACAAAAUUUUUAGUCUAAAAUGUGAGCCAUCUCCACCCCUAACCCAUUAAGAGCACCCCCUAUGGGUUAGGGGGCAGAGACAGCUGACAUUUCAGACUACAUAUAAUUAUGGUUUGCUCCUUUGUUCUUUAGGAUAAGGUGAUUUUCAAAGAGUUGAUAGUAUUAUGUACUGAUAAUAAUUUUCAGAUGGAUACGGUAAUAUCAUUUGAGGACAAGUGUAAAAAAUCAUAUACUGUCAGUACUGUAUGUUAACAGAGAGACCAUGCUUUUAUGAGUAACAUGCAUUUUUUUUCUCAAGCAAGGAGUUUCCUUGUUAAUAGGAAUUAAGAAGGACAUGCUGGCUUGUACAUGUAUAUAUUCCGCUGAGCAUUCAUGUUGCAUUUAUUUUAUUUUUUAUUUAUUUCAUACUGCAACAUGGUUUCUUGAGAAUUACAUGUAGUAUGACUGUAAAGUCUCCAGGCCCUUAUUUGACUGUAUCCCUUCUUACUUUGCAUGUUUAUUUUACAGAACAGCGUGUGUGUGGAUAGGAAGCAAGUGUAUGAUGAAACUUCAAGGUCAUGAAGCUGCCGUUUGGGCUGUUCAAAUGAUGCCAGAGCAUGGCCUGAUGCUUACAGGUACAUUGUACUCACCACAGCAGUAUCAGUGCUUGACAAACCUUAGUAUCGUCGAUGUACAGUAGGCACUGUUCACAUGGCAGUAGAUGCAUUUGCCUUAUUUUAUUAACAAAGAAAUUUUCUUGACCUACAUGAUAAUAUGUGAAGUCACCCUUUGGGAGGUCUGAACAAAAAAGGUUGAAGAGUUAAGCAAAAAAGGUUUCAACUGAGGUGUUCUCUUAUGAAAGACAGCAGAUUGAGGUUUUGACUGCAAAUUUGUUUUUCUUUGCCAGGUUCUGCUGAUAAGACAAUAAAAAUGUGGAAAGCUGGAACAUGUCAGAGAACCUUCACUGGACACACAGACUGUGUUAGAAGCCUGGCUAUACUCUCUGCUGUUGAGUUCUUAUCAUCUUCUAAUGAUAGGUACAUGUACAUUUAGCUUACAUUUUUCAAGUAUAGUAUAAGCCAACCCUAAGUCAGCCAGCUAAAAUUUGUCGUAUUGCAAAUUGUUUUUUACAUGAUUUAACAUCCUUAUGACCAGAUUCCCUGAAAACUAGCUGGUUACUUGUUAUAUACAGAUGAUCAAUGUCCAACUGGGUUCAAACUGCCAUCUACAACUGUAUUUUGUCAUGAUUUUCUCUGCAGUAGUUAUGAGAAUUGGAUUACCCCGUCAGCUACUUCAGCAGCUACAUGUCAUAAGAGUCUCUCAAACUCCUUUGUUGAGAUGCUGGUUAUAGGUUUUGAGGUGUUUAACUAUAAGUUGAAACUCAACACCCGAGCCUGAAUUCUUGAAACCUUAAAGGAAUCAUUUUUAUGGGUGAUGUUGUGAGUUAGCUGGGUAGUCUCUCAAUUUUCCCUAAACUAGUACUGGGACAUAGUCAAACAUGUACACAAUAAAUUUGUGUUAACAUGGUUGUAGAUAUCAUACAGAUAAUUGUCCACUUGCUGGCUGUCCACUGUAAAUGAUAUUAUUAAUUUUCUAAUAAUUGCAUGUAGCACCAUUCGAAGAUGGAUGAGCACGGGAGAAUGUCUUCAAGUGUAUACAGGGCAUACUAGCUUUAUUUACAGGUAUGAGACGGGUUACACACUAUUUUAGCUAACUUCCUACUAGAAAUUGGUAAGCAAAAUGUUGUGAUCAGACAUAUCAAGGUCAGUCUUGAGCCAUCUCACUCUUCAGGUUAUUAGUACAGAGCAAGGUCAUCUAUUGACUGUUCGAUAUCUCCUUUUCAAACAGACUGUGGUGUUAGUGUUUACACCCGGUGGACUUGAAGUUAAAGGAAGUUAAAGCCCCGUCAUCACAUUGAUCAUUUGCUCAGACAAAAAACUUUGGUCUACUUUGUUCCUUUUCAGCCUGAGUUGUAUAAAUCGCCACCGGCGUUAUACGUCUAUGGGUGGAUGGCACUCCAUCCAGGGAUGAAGUAGCAAUACGUCUAAGUGCUUCGUGCUACUGAAACAGUGAUAAGCUCAGGUUCACUUGUGUAAGUUUUGAGAAAAUUUUGACGGGGAGCCGACAGCACGAGCUCGCAAGAAGAAUGUGGCUUCUCCUCUCGCUGGUGCUCCACUGCCAAAAUGUUCUCUGAACUGACAUAAGUGAGCAUGCAUGCAGGCAAAGAUAAGCUGUGGCCUUACUGGCCCCAAUAAAACCUUUACCUAUCUUUACAUGAUUAUAUUUCACGUGUUUUGUGUCUUCUUUCAUUAGUAUUGCAGCUCUUCCUGAUGAAGGUGGCAAUUUUGUUUCUGUUGGAGAAGACAGGACAUUACGAAUAUGGAAAGGUAUAAUUAUCAUCCUCAGUUGUAAUUUGUGUUUCACUGUAAAGUCAGACAUGAACAAUCCUUUGAUUGGAUUAAGAUUUCGAUUUCGAUUCGUCAAUUUUUGGCCUGGUAACCGCAAUAGGGUGAAGACAGGUACUGCAGCCCUGUGAAAGCUUGAUCACACCGUCGGGGUCUCUACGCUUACAUCGGAUUACUUAGCAUCCAAUGAUGCGAUCGUCAGAAGUAUCAUGUUUCCACCUUUUUUAUAGGCGUAGUAGCAGGCGUUUCUUGAGGAAUACCAUUCUUACCAUGCUAGUUUUUGUAAGACCCUGGUUUUGCUGGUGUUUGAACCUGCGACCUCCCGCUCAGCAGACGGGCGAGCGCUCUUCCAACCGAGCAUUACAUCACGGUACAUUAGUACAUUGUUCAUCCAAUCAAAGCUCAUCAUGCCUUCACUUCAUUCCUUAACUGUUUGCUGUUAUUUUUACAAAAUUGUAUGUUAUUAUCUUCAGAUGGAAAUUGUUCCCAAGUAAUCAGAUUACCAGCGCAGUCAGUGUGGAGUGUAACAUGUUUAAAUAACGGAGAUAUUGUUACUGGAUCAAGGUAAGAUUCAUUACCACCUUCUCACGUUGCAACAGUCUCCAAUCUCACAGAAUAUUCAUUUUGUAAGACCAAAAAGAAAGGUUUCUUCCCCGGCUUUCUCAGUCUGCAAACACCCUAAUGUCCUGUUACACUAAUCACUUUUUCAUGCAACUGACUUGUCUCGCAACUUUGUGCGAGACGUUCCAGGGACACCCAACGACGGUUUCCUCCUAAAUAUAUUGAAAACACUUUUGAGGCUCUCAAGAGCACUUUUAGAUCUCUAGACAUGUAUUCUUAGAGGCGCUAUAAAAUUUGUAUCUGUUCGGUCAUCCUAGAGCAACUUGAGUCUUUUCGAAAUUACAAGGGCUUCGUUAUUAUUUUUCCGAAAAUUUUAGAUGCAAUUUCAUGUAUUAUACGAAAGUGAGAAUUUUUUUGUUUCCUCUCUCCAUCACAUUUUUGAAUCCGAAAAUUUUAGGCUGCCUUUUUUCCACGAACAAAGCCUGACCUGGGGAGUGAAAUGUGAAAAAUUAAAUCUUAGAAAAUCUUAGGCAAAUUUAUUAUAGAUAAGCUUCGAAAACUGUACAUAAAUGAAACGGUCAUCUAGAAAUUUUUAGCCGUCCUCAAGCUACAGAAAAUUCUAGGCAAUCUUUACUUCUCCGAACAAAUAUUUUAAAGACAACAAUCGUUGGGUGCCCUUGACGCAACGUUAAAUGCAACCGGAUAAAACAAAUGCUGCAGUAUUUCCUCAAUUGUUGAGGAAGUAGUACUUGUUUCUACUUUGCGCUAUACUAGCUGUAACUUGUGUCACAACAAAAUUGUAAGACAAGUCUGAGGCAAAGAUGCUUUGUGUGACAGGACAUUCAAGUGUAGCCCGUGAUUAUUUCCUACCCCUCUAUUUCACAAAAUGACAUCUUACGCAUGAAAUUUUCAGAUUUUUACCUGUGUUUUCACAACUGUUGUGAAAUUUGACAUUUAUUUUCUCGGGCUCUCAUGAGAAAUAGUCUUUGGUGUUAUUACAGAUAAUAAAUUAUAUCUAAGCCUUGAAAAAUGUAACAAAGAAUGCAGUAUUGUUUUUGGCGGUAUUAGGUUUUUGUCCACUGAAAGUUGAAAUUACUCAAUUUUCUGAUGGAUUCCGUCUUAAUUUUGUUGUAGUGAUGGUAUUGCUCGUGUUUUCACUGCCUCUGCAGAAAGAGUGGCAUCUGAUGAGGAACUUCAGGUCUGUCUAUGCUCCUCCGUCCCUUCACGUAAAUUUUCUUUUUGAAAUCUUAAACGCAAAUUUGCGCCGUGUUGAUUCAUUGAUUCAGGCCGCUACGACACAUGUGCGUUUUUUUCUUUCUCAUUUUUUAAGUCAUGUGCAAAAUUUUGUUUGAAUUCACAAAAGAGGAAAAGGGCAUUUCUUAAAGGAAGAAUUCCUCAUUAUUGUAUGAGUAUAAUUGUUAAUGAGUUAAAAAAAAAUUGAGUCCAGCGAAUCCUCCAGUGGGAUAGAAGGUCCUUUACUAAGUUCAUAUGUGACGCGAGUCCUGUCCCGUCAGUGUCGAAAGUACGGUUUAGUACAUGUAAGUAGGGACAGGAUUGCUUAAUUUACGUUUCAUAGUUUUGGUAUGUUUAUCAUUGCACACCCCGCCUGGAAACCAGCUUUUGUAGUGCGUGGUUAGCGUUGUAAAAUAAAUGUGUUGACUUGUUGACUUGUACCAGCGUAUGAGAAUGAAAAUCUGAGCCUCCCAUUAGAAUGCUUGAAAAAGGUGACUUAGCCUGGUCUUUUAAUGAUUUUUUUGUUUAUGUCUGGUCAUAGUUGUUUGAUGCUGAAGUUGCAAGCCACGCUAUUCCAGCAGAAGCAGCCAGGUAAAGAACUUUCCAUCAAGAAAACUCGUUUAAGUUUUAAACACGAUCGUACUUCAGUUAGUUACUGCAGGUUUUUCUUUGUUCCCUCCGGUUUGCUGAGCGAAGAAAUGCGGAGGACAUAGAAAUUAUCAAGCCUACAAUAUUGUCCAUUUCCCUUCGAUGAAUAGCAUGUGGUCAGCCGCCCAUCUCCUCCUAUUUUAUUUGAGGAGACGGGGAGCCCCAGGGGCAACUCCCUUAUAUUACAUAUACGGGGAUGUGCCGCUGGACAGGGUUUGGUUUUUGUCCUCUCUGUCCUAAACAGGGUAUAUAAUUUCGUGCCGGGGGAGUCUGUCAUCAGGGUAUUGUCUGCACGAUUAAUUGAUUUGAUUUGAACAAAAGCGAUGACUGUAAGGUGAAUUUGCUCCAUUGCAAUUGCCAGUAAAUUGCUUUAGAACAAGAUGGCGUGCAUCUUGUCCUUUUUCAUAAACAGGGUAAUAAAUUGAGGGUGUUGUCCUAAACAGGGUAUGUGUUUUAGAGGAUUUUUUUUGAAAGGAGAUGAGACAGUUUUCACAAGAACCACACAUUAAAUUUCAUUCCACUUGACAUGACCGCUAUCCAACACAAACACAAAGAGAACAUCAAUCAUAAUUUAUCACUUACUUAUUUCUUUGGAUUUGUUCUUCAAGUAUUCAGUUGAUUCUAACAGUAAAUAUUUGUGGUUUUUGUUUUAGUGGCCAGCUGGGUGAUGUUAAACUCGAAGAUCUUCCUGGACCAGAAGCUCUCCUUAGGCCAGGUGAACGUCAAGCGAAACUUAAAAAAAAUUUCAUUCUGCUUACAGGCGUCUUUCUUGUAGAAUUAAUUUCGUCUCUGUGCCACAUGUAAGCAUUGAAACUAAUAUGAAGAACAUUUCUGUGCUGGUUUUAUACCUUACACGCGAGUUUAGCAUAAACCCAGUAAUGGUUUCGUGGCAAUCAAGAGAUAGAUUUAUGGUUUUUUUCCUUAAACGGCCGUCACAUUAUUUUGUUGGAGGUUCAAUGUUAAAUCAACUUUUAAUAAUGUAGACAGUAUGUUGGUCUUUAGCAGAAAAACAAGGUCAUUUGGUAUAACCUUUCAAAGUUUUGUCAAUCUCUUAUGAACCGUUUCUUCUUGUGAUUAUCUUAGGGAACAACAGUGGUCAAACAAAACUGAUCAGAAGGGGAAAUAUCAUUGAAUGUCAUCAGGUGAGAACUCAUUUGACUACACGAUGGUAACUUAAACACAUGAAAACCGUUCAUUACUCAACUGUGAUGGUCUAAAAAGGUUACUGUAACAAGAAAUGUCUUGCUGCAUGGGUGGCAGCCUGCGAAAGAGCGGUAGAAGGGAGGGAGGUGCCUUCCUUCUAUCCCUAAUCCCCUCCUUUUUUUUCGCUUGCUUUAUUUUUCGCCCCUGCUCCACUAUCUGAACGCAUGGAACAUUCUACAUUGGUAGGGAGCGCAGCUCAUAAUUUUGUCAACUGAAUUAAUGAGAUGAGUUCGCUGGUUUAUGUGUUCCAUGCCGGCCAGCAUAAACAUGAGUAUAAACACUUGUGCACUGAUAGAGAAUCACCUUGUGCGUAUGCUAGUACAUCUUAUUUCAAAAUGCUGGUAAAUUUUGUCAUUGUCAGUUUUGUCUGUGUGAUAAUUUGUCGUGAAUGCUUCUAUUCAAGUAAAGAGUUCUUUGAAAUCUCCAAAUGUAAUGUAAUGUAAUGCAAAGAGGGCUAAUUAACACCAAAAGAUUAGCAUGCAAAGUCAGAGAUAGGUAUCUAAAUGCCUUGAUAGUUCCAUUUUGGUCACUGUAAAAGAAAAUUGAUAGCAUUCCUUAACUAAGUAGUGAAAUCAUUGCCGAGUCUUCUUUACGAUAAUAACGGUUUCAAAACUUUCUUUUGCAGUGGAAUGGUAUGGAAUCAAAAUGGGACAAGGUAACGCUUUCACAGUUUGCAUCUGGUCGUUUUUCCCGAAAGGCAAAUAAACUAAGAUGUCAUACAGAGUUGAAAAUAAUUACUUGUAAUUAAAAGAUGCCCACAGUAAGCAUUUGUAAAUUACUUACUUUUAAUUUUUCCUUUGGGUUAUUUUUGUCUGAUUUUCAGAUCGGCGAAGUAGUUGGAUCCGCGGGAACAGAGGGCGCUGCUAGGCAAACCCAAAAGCAAAUGUAUAACGGAAAGGUACCUUUGUCUACUGCUAAGCUGAGAUACUACUGACUCAGAAGUGCUUUUUACUCUCGCGUACCACGUGUAAAAAAUUAAAAAAAAUUCAAGAACAGUCCAAAUUCCAUUCUGUAAUAUAUGUGUUUUAGAGGUUACUUUUGAAUGGUCAAACCGCAGGAGUUUGCAACAUGUAUUCUUUUGUAAUUGAUCAUGAGAAAGAGAUGAAAAUUCAGCUGUAAAAUGCGGUUAUGUUACGGGGGCUAGGGCCCUGUUCGAGCAAAUAUGAGAAGAUAAGGCAAAUGGUUCUCUGCGGAUUCAAAAAUUUUCACGUCCACACGUAUCCCUGUUCAAAUCGAAUUUGCCAGUCCACACGUAUCCGACACGUAACCGAAUUCAUUCUACUACCCAGGACUCCUUUGGGAAUAUUGGCAACAGAGCAUGUGUCGUAAAGUGCGCGAAAUUUGCGUCUAGAAUAAUGGCAGAAUCAGUCCAAAAUCAAAGUAAAAUGCGAAGAGCAAGGUUGACUUCUCGACGGGUAAGAGUGAGAAUCUGGGAACGGGGUUGCCAUCUUGAAUACAGUAUUGACGGUAGAGAACUGGACUCCAUCUUGUUAUGUCACCGGAUGAAAAAAUAUCCGGAUUUAGCGUCCACUCGAUUCCGGACUCAUAGCGUAUUCAAAAAUUUCUACUCUGGAGAGCGAAUUCAAAAAGUUGCAGAUUGGUAUGCCGAAUUCACCGGUUACAAGUAGACGGGGCCAAAGAAACAACAUGUGCAGUAAAACAAGGCACCCAUCAGGCUGUAGUGAAUAACAUGGACGCAAGAAGCGGGCGUUAUGUGAAUGAACGCGUGAUCAAGGGAACUUCACUACUAAAGCACUUCAUUUUAACCCCCGCUUAAGCGGACGCGGGCACCCUUUUUACGGUUUAGAUCCUAAAAUAACGUUCCUUAAGUGGGCAUUAAAACAAAUCAGGACUAAAAUCCACUGUAAAAAAAUUCCAUAUCUUCUUUUUUUAAACACAAAAUGAAUUGUAGGAAGGGAAUAGCACAAUAAGUGUAAAUGAUAAGAUUUGCUUUCCGGUUCCUUGUAGUGCGUGAGGUUUAUCUAGACUCCUCCUCCUUGUCCUGAAGAUGUCCGCUAGCGAGUUUGUGUUUUUUUUUUUCAGGAAUACGAUUUUGUGUUUGACGUUGAAAUACAAGAAGGGGCUCCUCGUAUGAAGCUACCUUAUAAUUUGACUGGUAUGUAACAGAUGUGCUUUUUAUUUGUCACCCUUUUGUGAAGUACCCUUGAAAAUGACGUUGUGGAGGUGUAUGUGGUCGAAUGUUUUAACACCUCGACCUCUGGAUCUGGAUGUCCGGGGUUCAAACCUCACCCGUCACGUUGCUUCCUUAGACAAGAAACUUUACUCCACUUUGUUUCUCUUCAGCCAGGUGUAUAAAUGGAUACUGGCGACAUACUGCUGGGGGGUAACCCUGCGAUGGACUAGCAUCCCUUCACACACACACUUUAUUAUUAUUAACAAUCUACUUUUACAUAAAGUCCAUUUCCGCCCGCAAAUAGCAGGGGAGAGUAGCAAUAUUCUUAGGCUUGCUUCUUGCUAUGGAAACCGGGAUAAGCCCCGGCUGUUUGGGCCUUUGGCUCGUGCGCCCCUUUACCUAUUUUUACUUUGGAAGUGACGUUAACCUGGCAGUUUUCCUUUAUUUGUGUUUUAAAGAUGAUCCGUGGAUGGCGGCUCAUCAGUUUUUAGAGCGGAAUGACCUGAGUCAGAUGUUCUUAGAUCAGGUGGUUGACUUUAUUUUAAAGAACACUAAAGGAGUCACAAUAGGACAACAGACACCAACGGCAGGAGAUCCCUUCACUGGUAUGAAACUACUAACCCCUCGGCCUCCCCUUUGGGAUGUGCUGUUAGUUCUGCGCAUGUUUCUAUCCUCCGAGCUGAAAAUAGAGAGCUUAGGCAACGACGACGGCUACGGCAGCGAAAACGCCAGUAUUUAAAAGUCUUCGCGUUUUUUCCGCGAUAUUUUCAACUCGCUUAAAAUGUUAAAUACAGGUUAAUUUCGCUGUUAUUGAAUUUUUGUAGUCGUGCAGUGACUGCAAAGAAAUGUACAAAAAAAGUAUGCUGCACGUGUAGAGUUGUUGUUUUGCCGUUAUUGUCAUCAAAUGAUAGUCAGUCUUCGGACUUCUCUGCGAAUCUUGGGCUCAAUUUCGAGACAUUUAAUGCAUCCUUGAUUGAAUCCGACCGCAUUUCUGUUUUGUCUGAUCAAAAUUAUGACUUGGCCAGACUUUUUUAGCCAAAUUUCUUUCUGGAAGUCUGCAUCCUCUGUGCUUGAUAGGCUACUAAUUGGUAGAACUCCAUCUAACUGUAUAAUAACUUCUUUUUGUCCGAAAUAGCGAGCAAAAUUUUUUCUUCGGAUAUUGUUUCAGGAGCUGGGCGCUAUAUUCCAGCGACUGCACCAUCACAAGCUCCAGUUAGUAAUUUCAGUGUGGGUGGAGGAGCAGUUGAUCCUUUUACAGGUAAAAUACGCACCAUACCCUGUUUGUACUAUGUGAACUCCUGGAGCAGGCUAACCACACUGGGCUCUGAAUAACAGUUUUGACGCUACUAACCAAACUGUUUUAUAUCGUGUUGGGUGGAAUCCCUGCCACUACCCGUAUCAGUGACUCCAGUAUAUUUAACAAUUAUUCCACGAGUGCGCGUUGGAUAUGAGAUGGUAGAUAAUUGUUUUAUUAAAAACGCCCACGAAAAUCGAGAAUUCCUCUCAACUUUAUUUUUAAAAACGCGUACAGUUACCAUAUUUGGAGAACAUGGUGUAAUGGCUCAUAUACCAUGAUGGCUAAGCCAAUCAGAGCUCUAGAAUUGCAUUAUCCAAUGGUCCAGUGUUUAAUAAAAUUUGUUUGUUAGAGCACAUACUUGUACACGCUGUGUAAAGGUAUAGAAUCCAGUUUUGACAUUGUAGAUAUAUUACUCACUUUUUCCCCAACAUGUUAGGUGGUGGCAGCUAUAGACCUUCCUAUUCAACUCAACAGACCAACGUGGGAGGAGUGGACCCAUUUACAGGUAUCACAUGUGAUCAGUGUACCAAGCCCCUGCUUAUCUUUUGGAGGUCAUCUUUUGAAGCAAUAACAUAGUGAAUAAAUGUCAAAAGUCACUUUGGGGUAACAACUGUGACUUUUGUGAUUUCAAAACAAAACAAAACACAAGGAAAGUGACUUUCCUUUUUGUUGUUAAUUUUUUGUGUCGCUGCUGUUUCACUCCCUCCAUAAUCGUGACUCGUACACAAGUGUAUUUUCGCGAGAUGUAGACAUCUUGCUCUUUCACAGCUACAAGUGUUUUAUGAAGAUAAGGAAAUCACAAGAAAAUACUUUUUUGAAGUAAACUGCCACCAGAAAUGGAUGUAUUCAUAGUAGCUGAAAAGAUUAACAACAGUCAUUUAAGGCGCUUCAUUUGUAUUUAUUUAAUUGUUUAAUUCUCUGUUAGGUGCUAGUAGUUACAGAUCAGGCCAAGCUGGGAAUCAACUCAGUUCACCGAGUAAAAGUUCUACCGUGUCUCAGAACCCUUACUUUCCCAAGGUAAUUUAUAUCUAGAUGCUUUAAAAAGUUUUGCUUGGAAGAGCGUCCCACCUUGUGUUUCUUUCUCUUGCAGACGUCUUUUAUAUCAUUUGAUAAUGCUAACGUUGCUGCUAUCGCUGGAAAAUUAAAAGAAUUCAACGAUAGUUUACAAGAGGUAUGGUUGGUGUGUUUACUAUGAUGAAUGGAUACGCCUUUCAACUUUGCUGACAAUAUAAUUGCCACAAAGUAUUUUAAUGAUCAGGGAUCCUCUACUUUUAGCAAGUGGAGCAAUGUUAAAAGCCUCAGUUGUGCCAUGAAUCGUGGUGUCGAUCCACCGACUGUUUCCCUGUUUUUGCGUGUAUUCUGCUGAUUUAGUACUGAUUUCUGUACAGUGUGUACCGAAACGCAUGAGACUUGAAGUUGCCACCGUUGUAUGCUGCCAUUUUGAGCUUUUGAUCCUUAAAAGAAAACGGUAUUUGAUAUUGAAUUGAAAACGAUAAAAUGUAGCCGAUCCAAAAUUGUUGUCAUAAUUUUCUGAAGUAUUGUUUUUUUUUUAUCUUUCUUCGUAGGAUCCUCUUCAGUUAGGAGACGAUGAACUAAAGAACUUGAUGGGUAAGGAAAAAAGUCUUAUUCUAAGCACAAGUUUUGGCAACUUGAAAACUAGUCAACAAUCAGUGUUUGUGUAAUAAAGUUAAUGAAGUCUGCGGUUGGAGAAAACAAUUGAAAAAAUUUGUUAGCUCAAAAAGUGUUCGAACCCAGGACGUUCGGUGACUAUUCCAGCACUAUACUCUGGCCGGGUCUAAAGUACAGGUCACAUUCCACAGACCCCAGUUGUUGAAAAGAUGGAUAAUGCUGUAUGUAUGACCUCUGUCGGUCGGUCUCGCGCUUAUGGUUUUACUUAUCUCUCCUCGUCUCACCCCUUUCUGUUGAAGUCUUAAAAAGUCCUGUUAUCGCUCAAACCUUGUUGAACAUGUCUUUGUUCAUUGUAGAAUUUCUGGAAGACGUGGCAAACGUGGAUAAAUCUAGGUCACCAAAAGUCGAACAUCUUCCGUCUCUGAUUAAAACACUGAAAUGGCCACUAAAAGUGCUUUUUCCAGGUAAAGUACAUCGAGAAGAAUUGUUUAAAUUGUUCUGGUGGUGAUUUUACGCUUACAAGGAGCUGCUAAGAAGUUUACAAACAUUUCUUUAUCUUUCUGAACAGCUUUAGAUGUUCUACGUUUGGCUGUACGAUUUCCAUCCAUUACCAAACUUUGCUGUAGUGAAUCUGAAGGAGACAAUCUCGCGGCUAAGCUACUUUCUUGUACAAGGUAACUAAAGAAGAUCUUCGUGGGCGUAAGAGGAAUACGAAUAACGCAUUUCCCCAACCCCCCCCCCCCACCCCCCAGAAGCAGGUGGAAACACAAGAGAGAACUUGGAAGAAGUUUCAAACACUGUGAGAUCGAAUCACCAUCAGUCUCUUCACGAUGUUUCCAUCUUGAAGAGACGAUCACUUCCAGAUGUUGCUAUCAUUUCUUUUCAGCUACAUAAUUCUUUCGCUUUAUCUUUUCCCCCGCUUUGCAUCGUUUGCAUGUUUUUGCUCACGUAUUUUACUUGUUCUGUCUAGUGACACCUUUAUUUGUUUCUUACAGAGACGACAAUCCUCAAGCGAACGUGCUUCUGUCAUUUCGAAUAUUCUCUAAUUUUUUUUUGAGCGAUGAAGGCUCGGCUUUAGCAAUGAGACACAGAGAGAAAGUGAGUACCAUAAACUCAAAAAAUAUUUCAAUUAAAAAAAAUUAAAAAGAUCUUGGAUUGAAUAAUCCCAGAUUAUGAGUCGGCCGUUGUUCAUUAAUUUAGUUAUUCAGUAAUUCCUAGUCCGAAGUCUCAUUCGUCUCCUCGACCCAGCUGCUGUAGGUGCGGCCGUAGGAGAGACUCUCCCGUCCCUCGCCAGGCCGGCCAUUGGAAGCAGGGGGGCCAAGGGGAGGGGGAAGGAAGGGGACUACAGUGCUUCUCCGUGCCAUACAAAUACUGGCGGGGGUGGAGGGGCUGGUUGAGGAGAGGAAUACAGUACUUCUCCGUGCCAUACAAAAUACUGGGGGGGGCUGGGUGGAGAGAGGACUACAGUGCUUCUCCAUGCCAUACAAAAUACUUUUAUUAUUUACAUCUCAGUUGAUGCGUGCGUGUGGGUGCAACUCGUAAAUUGAAAAUUGAAACUUGAUUGAAAGUUUACCGUCUUCUUAUCUUUUGCUGUCUUUCGUCUAAUUCAUGAUCUACCUGAUCUCGUUCGCUUUUUUCUGUUUCUAUAGAUUGUGGAACACUUAAUACCUUGGUGUAAAUGCUCAAACAAGAACAUAAGAAUAUCCUUAUGCACUGUUCUUCUAAAGUAAGUUCCAGCAAUGACAUGAGUUUACUGAGACAUGGAAAUUGCCGCUUUGAAUGCUUGUUGCCGUCAAUAUAAAAACCGACUAAGGACGAAUGUGAAAUAUCUACUGAAUUUUUGCCUUUUUAAUUCUGCCUGGUAUUACGGCCUUGUUUUAGAAAGGAGUCGGCGACAAUCAAUCAUGCAGAAACGUUUAGUUAAGCCAGAAUUGAUUUUCUUAGCGCCUUUGUUUGUUUGUUUGUUUUUUUUCAGUUUCUCCGUCCUUCUUCGAAAGCAUCCCGACUUUGAAGCUAAAACACAAUGUCUGUCAGCUCUAGCGGGCGUAAGUGCAGUACAGUUUGUUGUCCAUUAUUGUUCUCAACAUCAUCGUUAUCAAUUGAAAAAGACUGAUAUAAUUAUGAUAAUGAUAUUUUGCAGAUCUUGGAAAGUGAUACAGAUAAUGAAGCUAGAUUCAGAUCUCUAGUUGCGGUCGGGACUUUGGUGAGUGUUUGUAGACUGUGACUAGUGAAGCUUCAAGCUGCACUGAUUGUGCUUGAUUGAAGUCUUAGCGGUUUCUGGUUGUUGCAAUCUAAAAGAUAUUUAGACCUAAUUUCACCUGGUAAACACUUGCCAAUGGCAAGCAAAUUUACUAGUUUGAGAAUGAUGUUUUGUCAGUCAGUACAACAUGCGAAAAAAAGUAUAAAACUAUAAGAACGUAGUCUGGGGUCAUGCUCAUAGUAGCCAGGGGAAAUCCCCGGCCCCGGGGCCCUUGGUGACAGCCCUGCCGGCUUACAUGCGGCGACCAGUAUUAGUUAAUCCUAUGAUGUUCUGGUUAUUUGUCCAGAUGCGUUACCACUGAGCUAUAGGAGUCUCGUGGAAGUUUAGCCCAUUGAACUAGGUUCAUGCCACUAACAUUUUACAUCCUGCGGCUAGGACUGAAAUAUCAGUAGGUGGUAUGUGCGCAGUGAUAGACAUUUGAUGGUGUAUGUCUGGACAUGUUGAAUUGCGUUACGCCGUUGUUUCAACAAGGUCGGACCAAUCAUGGUGACCGUCUCAUGUAGGAGAAGUGACAGCGGCCUUGAGCCAGUGAACAGAUGAAUACACAGUAGCGUCGACUCGUAUGAUAUACAGAAUAUAUAUUUUAAAGCACGGUUUUGUUUUCUCCUUUUUGCCCUGCGGGUCUUUCGCGCAUGUCUCAGUUAGCCUAAAGGAAACGGAAAGGACUGCUACGCAGGCUAGCAAAGCGACCAAGAAUCGAACUCACGACCAUUGGAGCUUUGUAUGGGUUUGUACUUGGGCAGUGUAUAUGUUACAAGCUUUUAUUUGUCUUGCAAUGGAAAAGCAAAUGCAAUUCAUUAAAUCAGCACUUCAGCAUUGUUUAGUAAUAACUAAUUAAAAUGAUUUUAUUUGCAGAUCUGGGGCGAUUCAGAUGCCCUGUCUUUAGCUCAAUCAUUAGGAAUUCAAAGUUCAUUGAAAUCUCUCACUAGUAUUACGGAUCCUCCUAAGGUAAUAUUGCAAAUGAUAUCUUCUUACACGUACUUGUAUAUUUAGCCAAAUGCGGAGCCUGAAACGAGGAAAGGAUAUCGCGUGUGUGGUACAUGUACAGUUUGUUGAUUGCCAUCCUGAAUUUAACGGAGCGCCCGGCAACCGGUUGGAAAGGGUAGAACGAUAGACUAUUUGCUGGCCUUUUUUGUGCUUUUCUCUGGGUUCGCUUUGUCCAGACGCCGUUGACCACGCAUAGAUCGCUUUCCAGUGGUUUUAAACAAUGUCUGAGAUAAAUCCAAUGAGUAGUGAGAGCCAGGUAGUUACAUCUCUGGCUGCUGACCAUUCCAAAAAAUUACAUCAAGAGUAUUUGUUGUUUUACGUUUUCUUUAACAGGUUGGAGAAUGUGCUUCUAAAGUGUUAGCCGCCUUGGAGGAUUAAAAUACCAGCUUUUGAGACGUCAGCAUGUGGUUACCUUACGAAUGCAAGAGAUCGCGGCAACGAUUUUAGGAAGAAUAAUUCAGUUGAUGCUUAAAGAUUUGCAGUUUAUUCAAAUCGACUGCUCCUUGUGUCAGACGUGUUUAGCAUUUUUAUGCAUUCUUAUCUUAGUUCGUUUGUUAAGGCGAACUGCCAGUUUACACUCAGCUAAUGAAAUACUUGUAUGUUGGCUUAUAAAACAAGGAGCAAUAAAAAAAUCGGGGAAACAGCUUCGCUGGGACGUUAACUAUGAAAUGCAAUGUUGCUAACGAAAAAAUUGUAAAACCUGCGUUGCCUAGUCUACUGUGGAGUCACUGUAUUGCUUUGUUUAAGGCCCGUGGUUGUUCAAAUUCGUCAGUUGGAUAUGGCUUUGAGAAUAUGUUACGUUGGCCAAAAAAUCCACACACUCUGUGAUUUCUUUUCUAUAUACCGUCCAUAAUGUAACUAUUUUUAACUAUUGUCUUAAGAGAACUGACUUCCAGUUAAAACAAGAUCUUUAAACAUAGCUUAUCAGUCGUUUUCACUUUCUAUCCUA